UUUCAUUAAUUAAGAGAAACACCAGCAAACAAACCUCGUCCUUUUUCUUCAUCUUCUUCAAAAACCUCAAUCAAAAUCUCUGUUUCUCUCUCUAAAAGCAUUUUCUCUCUCUAGAGCUCUGUGUGUGCGGUGCAUCUGCGCUGUUGUUAUAGUUUCUAAAUCGAGAGAGAUCUCGGCUUGAGAUAGCUUAUUGGAUUUGGUUGCUGCUGAUAUUUCAGCACAAGAGGGGAUAAACUUAGCUUCUGUGUGAGGGGGGCUUAUUUUACUUCUGUUUGGUCUCUUGUGCAUAGAGGAUAACUGUAAAUUAUAACAGAAAGAUGACAGUAAGAACACCUGGAACUCCAGCUUCUAAGAUUGACAGGACACCAGCAACAACUCCGGGAGGUCCUAGAUCGAAGGAAGAGAAGAUUGUCGUUACUGUCCGAUUAAGACCUCUAAACAAAAAAGAGCAGUUAGCCAAGGACCAAGUAGCUUGGGAGUGUGUUGAUGACCACACCAUUGUUUAUAAGCCACCAACUCAGGACCGCACAGCUCAAUGGACCCCUUUCACAUUUGAUAAAGUUUUUGGCCCCAAUUCUCAAACUGAAUCUGUGUAUGAGGAUGGUGUGAAGAAUGUUGCUUUAUCUGCUUUGAACGGGAUAAAUGCAACCAUAUUUGCAUAUGGGCAAACUAGCAGCGGGAAGACGUAUACAAUGAGAGGAAUAACAGAGAAAGCUGUAUAUGACAUCUAUAAGCAUAUAAUGAAUACCCCACAAAGAGAUUUCACAAUUAAGAUUUCUGGACUGGAAAUCUAUAAUGAAAAUGUCAAGGACCUGCUAAACUCAGAAUCAGGUCGAAAUCUCAAGCUUCUAGAUGAUCCAGAGAAAGGUACAGUAGUUGAGAAGUUGGUAGAAGAAACAGCAACUAAUGAUCAGCAUUUGAGGCAUCUGAUAAGUAUUUGUGAAGCCCAAAGGCAAGUUGGUGAAACAGCUCUUAAUGAUACUAGCUCACGGUCACAUCAAAUCAUAAGGCUGACUAUUGAAAGCACUCUCCGUGAAAAUUCAGAUUGUGUUAGAUCUUUCGUAGCAAGCCUGAAUUUUGUUGACUUGGCUGGAAGUGAAAGAGCUUCACAGACAAAUGCAGAGGGGGCCAGGCUCAGGGAAGGAUGCCAUAUCAAUCUUAGUCUGAUGACUCUGACAACUGUAAUAAGAAAGCUCAGUGUUGGGAAAAGAAGCGGUCAUAUACCCUACAGAGACUCAAAACUUACUCGCAUAUUGCAGCACUCACUCGGUGGGAAUGCACGUACUGCCAUCAUAUGUACUCUAAGUCCUGCACUUUGCCAUGUUGAACAAUCCCGAAACACUCUCUACUUUGCCACAAGAGCAAAGGAAGUCACUAACAAUGCUCAAGUCAACAUGGUCGUCUCCGAUAAGCAGCUGGUUAAACAUCUGCAGAAGGAAGUAGCCAGACUGGAAGCAGUGCUGAGGACCCCUGACCCUUCAAAGGAAAAAGACUUGAUAAUUCAGCAGAUGGAGAGAGAAAUUGAAGAGCUUAGAAUCCAGAGAGAUCUUGCAAAGUCUCAAGUGGAUGAGCUACAAAGAAAACUUCAAGUGGAUGAAUCACCAUCGCGGCUAUCUGUGAAGAAGUGCCUCUCUUAUAAGGACAUAAGCAUCAGUGACAAAGGAAGGAAAACUAUGUUAAGGCAGUCUAUGAGGCAGUCAUCGACUGCACCUUUUACUCUAGUGCAUGAAAUUCGGAAACUCGAACAUCUUCAAGAGCAACUUGGGGAAGAAGCCAAUCGAGCACUAGAGGUAUUACAAAAGGAGGUUGCUUGUCAUAGACUAGGUAACCAAGAUGCGGCAGAGACCAUUGCUAAGCUGCAAGAAGAAAUAAGGGAAAUGCGAUCUAUUCAACCUCUUCUGAAAGAAAUAGAAAUUGGGAAUGUUAUCGCCCCUAACAAGAGUGUCAGUGCCAAUCUCAAAGAUGAGAUAACAAGACUUCAUUCGCAAGGCAGCACUAUUGCAAAUCUGGAAGAGCAGUUGGAAAAUGUUCAGAAAUCUAUAGACAAAUUGGUAAUGUCGCUUCCAAGCAAUGGCUUGCAGUCAAACUGUGAAGCACCUUACAAAGCUAAAAAUCAGCAGAAAAAGAAAAAGACACUUCCUUUGACUUCAAGUAAUGGUGCAAACCGACAAAAUUUUAUAAGGUCUCCAUGCUCGCCAUUAUCAACGUCUCGGCAAGUUUUGGAAAAUGAGACUGAGAAUAGAGCACCAGAGAAUGAAAAUGUAAUGUCCAAUGAGAUCCAGACAGAGUCUGAGAAAGAGACUCCUACAAAGAGUGAAGAAUGUGGAGAUGUUUCAUCAAAAGAAGGAACUCCAGGAACUCCUGGCUACCGACGUUCUAGUUCAGUCAAUAUGAAGAAAAUGCAGAAGAUGUUCCAGAAUGCAGCAGAGGAGAAUGUAAGAAGCAUAAGAGCUUACGUGACGGAACUGAAGGAACGUGUUGCCAAACUGCAAUACCAAAAGCAGCUACUUGUUUGCCAGGUUCUUGAGCUGGAAGCAAAUGAAGCAGCUGGACAAAAUCUCGAGGAUGAGGAAGAGUUUAUCGAACCAGAGACACAAGUUCCCUGGCAAAUAACGUUUAAGGAUCAAAGGCAGCAGAUCAUUGAAUUGUGGGAUGUGUGCCUUGUGUCCAUCAUUCACAGGACACAGUUUUAUUUGUUAUUCAAGGGGGACGUUGCUGAUCAAAUAUACAUGGAAGUUGAGCUUAGGCGCUUGACUUGGUUGCAGCAGCAUUUGGCAGAAGUCGGCAACACAAGCCCUGCUCCUUCUCGUGUUGGAGACGAGCCUACAAUUUCCCUGUCAUCAAGUGUAAGGGCGCUGAGACGUGAAAGGGAAUUUUUGGCGAAACGAUUGACUUCACGGUUAAGUGUGGAAGAGAGAGAUGUGUUGUACAUGAAAUGGGAUGUUCCACUGGAAGGUAAGCAGAGGAAGCUGCAGUUUGUGAACAAAUUAUGGACGAACCCUCACGACUCGAGACAUGUACAAGAGAGUGCAGAGAUUGUGGCAAAGCUUGUAGGAUUCUGUGAAGGAGGUAACAUGUCAAAAGAGAUGUUUGAGCUCAAUAUUGCACUACCUACAGAUAAGAGACCAUGGAUCAUGGGGUGGAAUCCUAUUUCAAACCUUCUUCAUUUGUGAGAUGUAAGUAAGUAAUUCCAAUUUCUCUACAUGUAAAUGAAUAUUAUUGGAGUUUUUUUUCUUGCUUUUUAGAUUUAUUUUUUAAAAAUUCAUGUUAAAUUCUGGCGUGACUGAUGCAUUUUCAGUAACAAAAGAAUGAUUCAUUCUGUUUCCAUGUGUUUGUUUGUUGCCUCUUUUCUUUUCCUUACUGCCAGAAAUCAAUAAAAUUUCUGGAGAUCUUCUAUUACAAAUUUGUUUGUUAUUGGUCA
Mercurialis annua (annual mercury) is the source of this 3421-nucleotide messenger RNA. RefSeq names its product kinesin-like protein NACK1. Gene Ontology annotation, molecular function: microtubule binding; ATP binding; microtubule motor activity. The transcript is spliced from 14 exons. Bases 318 to 3173 code for a protein of 951 amino acids. Gene Ontology annotation, biological process: microtubule-based movement. The record is from RefSeq and is a predicted model, not a curated record. NCBI's taxonomy places the organism in Eukaryota, Viridiplantae, Streptophyta, Magnoliopsida, Malpighiales, Euphorbiaceae.